This is a messenger RNA of Sander lucioperca (pikeperch), 2510 nucleotides long. RefSeq names its product bone morphogenetic protein 6 (gene bmp6). Gene Ontology annotation, molecular function: growth factor activity; cytokine activity. Gene Ontology annotation, biological process: SMAD protein signal transduction. Bases 836 to 2119 code for a protein of 427 amino acids. The transcript is spliced from 7 exons. Lineage: Eukaryota; Metazoa; Chordata; Actinopteri; Perciformes; Percidae. Gene Ontology annotation, cellular component: extracellular region. The record is from RefSeq and is a predicted model, not a curated record.
AACAAAGAUCUACAAAUCUGGGUUCAUGAUGGAGUCAUUAUGUCACAGAGACUAGAAGAAUUAAGCACGAAUAUGAUGAGCAAUACUAAUGCAAAGUAGACUAACUUGGCAUUUUUAUUUAAAUGACAGGCUGUUAUUCCGCAGCGAACAAAAUAUGGAAAUAUGAUGUUAGAGUUGUCCUUGUAGUCUGUAGAGCUCCACCUCUGGCUAAGUGCGCACGGAGUGGGCGGUUUCAGAACACACAUAUACAAACACACACACAGGCGCACGCAAACGUACACGCGCGCGCACGCAUAUUAUGGACUGCAACCUGCUAAUUCCUGUUAGACUCUCAUACACAGCCUGUAAGAGUAGGUGACCGUCACCGACACCACUUAAACUAUUAAAGGGCGGCUUUUGUCAGUGCGCAGCGUUGGAAAAUCGUAAAUUUUGGAGAGCAAACUUAUCCGCUUAAAGUAAAAUGGCUUGUUUCAGAGGACUUGUUAUUCUUUUAUUGAUGCACUUCGUAUCAAACGGUGUCGUUUGACAGACUUACCGGAGCGCUCAGAAUAAAGUUUCUCAUGGUGCACUUUAUCCUGAAGCAGCACCGCGCGCUACGGGAAUCAGAAAUGAAAGCAGAACCGACACUAUUUUGCACAUUUCUCUUAAGGAAGUAUUUCAGAUGGCUUGAUUCACGUGUCUUUUCUCGCUUUUGAUCUGCGGCUACGACCGAUAACCGCGCUCUCGGACGGACUUUGGUGUAGGUUACCAUUACGCCUAUUUUACAUUUGGAUAGGCGACUGAAGCUCCAAGCCAGACACACUUGGGACUCCGGAGAGCACAGCGCGACAACACCAUGACCAGCUGCUGGCUUGCCUUGGUCGGAUUGUGGUGGAGCGCUUAUUACUGCAUGUUCCUGGUCGCGGGGAGUAAUUAUUCACUGGAUGGAAACAACGAAGUGCAACCGGGUUUCAUCCACCGACGGCUGCGAACGCACGAGAAGAGGGAGAUGCAGAAGGAGAUCCUGUCCAUCCUCGGGCUGCCGCACAGACCGAGACCACAUCUGUCACACGGAAAGUACAACUCCGCUCCACUUUUCAUGUUGGACUUAUACAACACUAUAUCUAGCGAGGAGAAAAGCCAAGUGGAAGGCAUCCUGGACCGAUAUCAGUCCAUGCGGACGACCCAGAGUCCUCUGGCCACAUACCAAGAAACUGGCUUUCUGAAUGAUGCAGAUAUGGUGAUGAGCUUCGUUAAUCUCGUGGAGUACGACAGGGAGCUCUCUCCGCAGCGGCGUCACCACAAGGAGUUUAAGUUCAACCUCUCGCAGAUCCCAGAGGGCGAGGCCAUCACCGCAGCAGAGUUUCGCCUCUAUAAGGAGUGUGUGAGCCGCGCCUUCCUCAAUGACACCUUCCUACUCAAAGUCUACCAGGUUGUCAAGGAGCACCCUGACAGAGAGGCAGACCUGUUCCUGCUGGAGUCUCGCAGGCUGUGGGCAGCUGAGGAAGGCUGGCUGGAGUUUGACAUCACUGCCACCAGCAACCUGUGGGUGAUGAGCCCGGUGCACAAUCUGGGCCUGCAGGUCAGCGUGGAGACCAGCAGUGGGCAGAGCAUCAGCUCCAAGGAGGCGGGGCUCGUAGGACGUGACGGUGCGCUGGAGAAGCAGCCUUUCAUGGUGGCGUUCUUCAAAGUCAGUGAAGUGCAAAUCCGCAGCGCCCGCUCCACUGGCGGAAAACGUCGCCAGCAGAACCGCAACCGAUCCACGCAACCACAGGAGGGAUCCAGAGGGCUUGGCCCAGCAGAUUACAACAGCAGCGAUCAGAAGACGGCAUGCAGAAGACACGAGCUCUACGUCAGCUUCAGAGAGCUGGGCUGGCAGGACUGGAUCAUUGCUCCUGAAGGCUAUGCAGCCAACUACUGUGAUGGAGAGUGCUCCUUCCCCCUCAAUGCCCACAUGAACGCCACCAACCACGCCAUUGUGCAGACCCUGGUGCACCUGAUGAACCCAGAGAACGUACCAAAGCCAUGCUGUGCCCCCACCAAGCUCCACGCCAUCUCCGUGCUCUACUUCGACGACAACUCCAACGUCAUUCUGAAGAAAUACAAGAACAUGGUGGUGCGGGCCUGCGGCUGCCACUGACACCGACAUUGAGGGCUAAUCAUUUUUGAUUGGAAGUCUGGUCGCAAAGGGCUGCAUCUGCACCAGUGACUCCUGUGUGAUGUUGACCUCAACUUCAGUAGACACCAGCUCCCUGCCCAAAUGGCCCUGAAAGAUCAUUCCCAUGUUCUAUUCAAAUAAUCUUGAACAGUUCAAAACAUCCAUCUGAUAACUUAAACGUUUUCGAAUUCAUCAUACUAAGAGGGGACCAUUAUGGACGUUGUCUAUAGGAAACUUCACCCUACAGUGUUGAGCCACCAAGUUGUCAAUCACCUUCUCUAUUAGCUGUGCAGUCUUCACUUCAUUGGUCUGCAACUGAGUGAGUGAGUGAGUGAGUGAAUGUGUGUGUGUGUGUGUGUGUGUGUGUGUGUGU